UGACGUCAUCGCAACGCGACGACAGGAAGUGAGCUCCUGGGCUGCAGUGCUGCGCGGGGUCCCGAGCUCCUAAGCCCUCGGUCUCCUUUCCCCUCUCAUUCUGACCGCGAUGGAUAAUGCUUGCGAGUCGCCCGCGGAAAAAAGUGGAGAAACAGGGGAGUCAGAUGAGAUGGCUGCUGCUCCCGGGGCUCCCGGGGUUACGGACACGGACGGAAUCCCGGAGGAAACGGAUGGAGACGGAGAUGGGGACUUGAAAGAAGCCGCGGCUGAAGAAGGCGAGCUCAAGAGUCAGGAUAUCUCAGAUUUAACAGCAGUUGAAAGAGAAGACUCAUCGUUACUUGCUCCUGCAGCCAAAAAAUUGAAAAUAGAUACCAAAGAAAAGAAAGAGAAGAAGCAGAAAGUGGAUGAAGAUGAAAUUCAAAAGAUGCAAAUCCUGGUUUCUUCUUUUUCUGAGGAGCAGCUGAACCGUUAUGAGAUGUACCGCCGGUCAGCCUUCCCCAAGGCAGCCAUUAAAAGGCUGAUCCAGUCUAUCACUGGCACCUCUGUGUCUCAGAAUGUUGUUAUUGCAAUGUCUGGUAUUUCCAAAGUAUUCGUCGGGGAGGUGGUAGAAGAAGCACUGGAUGUGUGUGAGAAGUGGGGAGAAAUGCCACCACUACAACCGAAACAUAUGAGGGAGGCUGUUCGAAGGUUAAAGUCAAAGGGGCAGAUUCCCAACUCAAAGCACAAAAAAAUCAUCUUCUUUUAGACUGAAGUCUAGAAAGACCUAUUACUGACGGAAGAAGUGCUGGUUCCAGGCUUCGUAUUGCAUGAGACUUUCUGCACUGGUGCUUUAGUAUCUCAGUCCUCCAAGGAUUCCAUGAUGUUUUAAUGUCUUUCUCAAACUCUGAUAUUCAUUACACCUAGAAGAAGGCAUGCAGCCUGUUGCCUUGACUUGGGACCCCUGAGGGCCGUUGAAGGCAUCCAGCUCUUACUGGCUAGUUUGAAGAAGGGUACAUGGGCCUUAAGCAUCUUCUGGAUGAAGGUGCUGCUUUCAGAAAGAAAACCUUUCCAAAACGGUUGGACGGUUUCACAUUGAAGCCUGAAGUUGCAAUGACUUAGGUUUUUCUUACAUCUGGUUUUAAGUAAAUGAAGCAUCCGGAAACCCUGGACUUGUGAUUCUACCAUGAAGGAUGUGGUGAGAGCACAAGUAAUGGAUUGGUUUAAGAUUCUUCUGUGAAUUUUGGCGAGUGGUCAUUAAACUGUUUUCCUCCUU
Phacochoerus africanus (Common warthog) is the source of this 1252-nucleotide messenger RNA. RefSeq names its product TATA-box binding protein associated factor 11 (gene TAF11). The transcript has 5 exons. The record is from RefSeq and is a predicted model, not a curated record. Gene Ontology annotation, molecular function: transcription coactivator activity; protein heterodimerization activity. NCBI's taxonomy places the organism in Eukaryota, Metazoa, Chordata, Mammalia, Artiodactyla, Suidae. Bases 110 to 745 code for a protein of 211 amino acids. Gene Ontology annotation, biological process: transcription initiation at RNA polymerase II promoter; RNA polymerase II preinitiation complex assembly. Gene Ontology annotation, cellular component: nucleus; transcription factor TFIID complex.